GAAUAUCUUCCGCGACCACGAGCUCGCCCUGGCCGUUACUCUCUCCCACGUGGCUCACCCUCCGUCUAAGUCUCUAAUGGCGUGGAUGCAGAGAACAAAGAGUUUUGUGCUUAGAGAGGGAGAGAUUCAGGCAGCUCUUGGCGUGCUCAGUUGGUGGGAUGAAAUCGACGAGUCAGAACAAUGGCAAAGAGGCAUAUACUAUACGCUAUGCGCGUGUUAUGCCUCAGUUUCCCUUGUUGCACUGGUACAAUUAGUGCGCAUUCAGUUAAGAGUACCAGAAUAUGGGUGGACAACACAAAAGCUUUUUCACUUGAUGAAUUUUAUUGUGAAUGGAUUGAGGGCUCUACUCUUUGCUCUCUACCAAAGUGUGUUCCUUAUUAAGCCACAGGUACUUGAAAUGGUGCUUAUGGACCUUCCUGGUCUUCUAUUCUUUUCGACUUACACAUUACUUGUUUUGUUCUGGGCCGAGAUAUAUCACCAGGCAAGAAGCCUACCAAUUGAUAAGCUUAGGCCUACUUAUUUUGCAUCAAAUGGAUUUAUGUAUUUUACACAGGUGUUCAUCUGGAUAUUCAUAAGAUUAAGCCGAAGUCCUGUUUCAGUGAAAGCCGCUAAACUCUUCUUUUCAGUCAUGUCAUUCUCUGUUGCUCUGGGAUUCCUGAUAUAUGGUGGGAGGUUAUUUUUCAUGCUGAGACGCUUCCCCAUCGAGUCAAGAGGUCGUCAGAAAAAGCUAUACGAGGUUGGCUGUGUCACAGGAAUUUGUUGUGCUUGCUUCUUGAUAAGAUGUUUUGUGCUUGCUCUUGCCACAGUUUACAAGGAUGCAGAUAUUGAUGUCCUGGAUCACCCCAUCUUGAACCUAAUAUAUUACAUGUUGGUAGAGAUUGUUCCAUCUGCUUUGGUGCUCUUCAUCCUACGAAAGUUGCCCCCCAAGCGUGUCUCGGAUCAUUAUCAGCCCAUCAGUUGAAGCUAUCUAUUUAAUUUUAAUAUGGUAAUACUGAGCUUUAAUUCUUUGGAAGGUUCUGUGAUCCACUUUGAGCUACUCUCUCUCUCUCUCUCUCUCUCUCUCUCUCUCCCCUGUAAAUUCCUUCUAAUUUCUUAUUAGAAUGAAAAUCAUCUUUAUGAGUAA
This is a messenger RNA of Juglans regia (Persian walnut), 1123 nucleotides long. RefSeq names its product tobamovirus multiplication protein 1-like. NCBI's taxonomy places the organism in Eukaryota, Viridiplantae, Streptophyta, Magnoliopsida, Fagales, Juglandaceae. The coding region runs from base 77 to 961 and encodes 294 amino acids. The transcript is spliced from 12 exons. The record is from RefSeq and is a predicted model, not a curated record.